GGAUUUGUUCAGCAUGUCGGCCAUGUUUCUUGUCGCAAAGGCUGAAGUGAACUGAACUGAAUUUCCCUCUAAAAACCCUCACAUAUAACCUACUUAACUUAAAACCAUGCUGGAAAGAAUAUAAUCCUGGAUAGCUACAUUACUGGUUAAGCCAUAGACGGUUAAGUUCAUCUUUGGUAAGAAUCAUUGGUAGUGUAACAGAAGUGCACUUGACUCUCACCUUUAUUGUCAUGUCAUUGGUCCAACUCCUAGACUUGACAUCACAUAACAUCAUGAGUAAACAGAGUGGAGAAAGUUCUCCAGUAGCUGUUGAUUCCUCGGCAUCUAAUAACAAUGAACAGGACCAAGCACCUGACAGAGGAGAUACUGAGAUAGUGACAAAAGUAGGAGAAAUAAGCCUUGAGGGGGAUAACAAGAUGAAUCACAAGGAGCCUACUCCGCUAGUAUCUACAUCUGUUAGUAACAAUGAGAACAGCAAAGAUGGAAUUCUUGAAGGAGAGGAAGGAGAGUUGGAUUACGAAGAAGAUGAAGGUGAAAUAUUAGAAGCUUCUGACAACAAACAAGAAACACCAAAAAAGACACCAAACAAAGAACAAGAAAGUGAUGGUGAGGAGGGUGAACUAGAAGAUGGUGAAGUCAACAGUGAUGGAGAAGAAGGAGAGAUCUUGUCAGACCAAGAUGAAAAGGAUGAUCUUAAGAAGAAGAAGAAUAUAGAAGAAGGGGAAAUAAAUGAAGAUGACUUGGAGGAAGGUGAAGUGAGGGAUGCUGAUCCUUACUCAUCCAAUCAAGGAUCCAGAGUGCCUAGGAAGCUUUGUAGAUACUUUGUCUCAGGCAGCUGUACUUGGGGUGUAUCUUGUAGGUUUCUUCAUCCUGGUGUUAAUGAUAAAGGUGCAUAUCAAAUGUUACCCCAUCCUGGUCAAUACCCUGUGCCUUACGUCAGGCCACCACCUCCUCCCUUUCCAUUGAUCUCUGAUGCUGCUCCCACUCCUGGAUUACAAGUAGCUACUGCUGAUCUUCUACCUGAGGAUGAAGAUGAUCUGUUGGGACAGCCUGAAGCUACUGCGGAUGUAAAAGCUGUUAACCAAGAAAAAGAGACUGCAUGGGAGAGAGGCAUAAGACUUGCUAAAGAGAACAAGAAAGCUGCCUUACUUCGCAAAAAGGAGGACACAGACUUUGAACAGAAGCGUAUGUUGCUAAGCAUCAGCGUUGAUGCCGAGGAUGAAGAAGGCAACAAGGAAAACCAGGCCAAGAAACAAGAAACUAGAGAUCGAAGCAAAAAAGAUGAUGAUGGUCGAGGACCUAGGUCAUCCAGAUGGAGAGAUAGUAAAGAAUCUUCACGGUAUUAUAAUGAUAGAGACAAGAAAAAGAGAAGAUCAAGACGAUCGCCGUCUUCGUCGCCAGAAAGAAGCAAAUACGAUCGUCGCCGGGAUGAGAAAGACAGCUCAAAAACUAGUGACAAAGAACAGGAUAUUGGCAAGAGACUAGACAAAGAUCGCCCCAGGAAAUCCAAAACUGACGAACUGAAGAAAGAAAGAAAAGAUAAAGAUAUUUCAUCGACUGAAAGGCGAUCAAAAGAACCUUCUGUAUCGAGCACUAAAGAUGUCGAGCCAAAUUCUAAAGAAAAGCUAAAGAAAAAGGUCUCGAAGGACAGCGAAAACGAGUUGAAUCAAGAAGAGACCGGAGAAGGGGAGAAGUCGAAGGGUAAGGGUUUUUUAAGUAUCUCCAAUAAUCGAUUGGCUAACGAUGAUUGGCACGAUCCAUGGCAACGGRCCACGUCACCCAAACGACGCUCUCCACGCAGACGUUCAACUACGUCAUCAUACUCUUCACGCAGUAGAAGUAGAUCUUCGUCAUCGUCAUCUGCUUCGUCACGCUCUUCAAGAUCUAGGUCGCGCACUCCGUCGUCUACGGGAUCAGAGUCACGCUCGUCGUCACGGUCUGUCAGCAGAUCUCCUAGUCGCAGUCCGUCACAAACGCCAUCGGGCACGUCAUCCAGGUCGAUGUCACGCUCAGAAACACCUUCAUCACAGAGCGAUCGAUCGAGUACAUCUAGCCGUGGUAGCUCCAGGAAAGAUCGAUACCCCUCCAAGACGGACAGCAACAAAGCUUCCAGUAGGAAUCAAACCUUGUCACCAUCAGGUUCUGGCUCUGAAUCGCAUUCCGACUCAGAAUCCGACUCAGACCGACCUCACUCUCCCAUCGUAUCUCCAUCUCCAUCUCCACACCCACCAUCCCCUCCACCACCUCCACGCUCUCCUUCAACACGGGUCCCUCGGGGAUCAGCCGGGGCACCAACUGAUCGUAGUGGUAGUAGAUACAGGAAAGACCGUUAUGACGUGGAACACAAGUACAGACAGUCACAUGUGAUGGGAUGGGAUAGAAGGAAUAGAGGUUCAUGGCACGACCCUUAUGGUCGAGGUGGUCGCGUUAGUCCUAGGAAAGAACGAGAUCGAGAUCGCGAUAGAAGACGUCGAUCAAGAACCCCACCAGGCAGACGGGAUGCGGAUCAAAGAAGAGCUUUGGAAGAAGCUUCUCAACAAAGUCAUAAUGCAGAUAACACAUUGAGCGGUAGACCCAUGUCCUCGCGUGAUCACUACCGUCGCGGUUCACACAGCGACAAUGGUAGAACCAGCAGCGAUGGUAGCAGUAACACUGCACAGGCUAAAAGUAGGAGUUCAAAUAUACCAAGUAAUGACUCGUGGUCAGCCGAGAGACGGAAGCAGUCACAGUCAGUAUGGAUGGGCAGUGGUAGUGUUCGAUAUACGGGACAUAAAGACAUUAAACUCACACUUAAUAAGUCUGCAGGAAAGGCGCCGUCUAGUACMCAAUCAUCCUCGUCGAGGCAGCCCCAACACUCUCCCCCCAGGCAAGCAGAAGCAAGCAGUAGUAGUAGUGGCACAAACUCUAAAGAUCCCGAGAAAAAGCGAUGGGCUCGAGAACCUGAGUCAUCUCAGCGGCAUUCCAGUCCAAAAGAUGACGUCACUUCCUCCCAAGCUGCUAGUAAACCAAUCAAACGAGCCGCUGAUAGUGUACUCACUCCAAGACACGUGGAAACGCAAUCAAAUAAGCGCAAUAUUGAAGAAUCUACGUCAAAAAGAGCGGACGAUAAGAGAAUGGAAUCCAGACCUCUCAAAAGAUCCGCAGACAGUGCUGCGGCGAAUACUAAACGAACACUUCCCGAAAACUUACCGAUCAAACAGUCGCAGCGCGACUCAAUCGAAACGCCUGAUGCAAAGUCAAGCCAUGCAUCAAAUACCUCGCGACGCGAAGAGCUUUUAAGAGAACUGAAAGCAGUAGAAGACGCUAUAGCUAGAAAACGAGCACGUAUAGAAUAACAUUAAACCAAAUAAUUGUGUAUAAGUACCCUCGUAUCGUAAAUGUUUUAUGUCUAACACGACCAAUGAAAGCGCGCCCUUUUGUGCACGUGACUUCAAACACAUCACUUUCGUUUGAGUAUUGCUCGAGGAGUAAGCCUGGGCUUUAAUAGUCGCUCCUCGACGAAGGUCAAUUAAUGUUUGUAAGUCAUAGCGUGAACUACACAUUCAUGAAAAUCAAUUUUCAGUCAA
Actinia tenebrosa (Australian red waratah sea anemone) is the source of this 3566-nucleotide messenger RNA. RefSeq lists its product as uncharacterized. The record is from RefSeq and is a predicted model, not a curated record. Gene Ontology annotation, cellular component: precatalytic spliceosome. Gene Ontology annotation, molecular function: metal ion binding; RNA binding. Lineage: Eukaryota; Metazoa; Cnidaria; Anthozoa; Actiniaria; Actiniidae.